AUGACCGCCGCCACCACCACGGCGACCCGGCGCCGCCGCGGCCGGGGGUGCUGCGGGCACGGCGCCGAGGCGGCGGACGACGACGAUGAGGUCGUGGUUGUUUCGCGGGCAGGCGCGGAGAAACAGGGGUGGGGUAGGCUGCCGCGGCUGUCGCGGUUCGAGGAGCUGCCGGACUAUCUCCGGGACAACGAGUUCAUCCGUGGCCAUUACCGCUGCGAGUGGUCCGUCCGCGACGCCCUCCGCAGCGUCUUCGCCUGGCACAACGAGACCCUCAAUGUCUGGACCCACCUGGGCGGCUUCUUUCUGUUCCUGGGGCUCGCCGUCGCCGGCGAUACGGAGUGGCCGGCCGCCGCUGCGGCUCCGUGGAUCAUGACGACGUCGGCCAGCGCGUCGUCGUGGGCGGCCAAGAACAGCUCGAGCUCGGCGAGCUAUAUUUCACCGGUGAUGGGUGGCGGCGAGCACGCUGUGGCGCGGUGGCCACGGACGGUGUUCCUAUGCGGCACCAUGACGUGCAUGUUGAUGAGCGCGGCGGCGCAUCUGCUAGCCUCCCAUUCACGCCACUUCAGCCAGCUCUUAUGGCAGCUCGACUACGCGGGCAUCGCCGUUAUGAUGGUCUCCUUCUACUUCCCGCCCAUCUACUACAUCUUCCUCGGCAGCGCCGCCGCGCAGGUCGCGUACCUCUCCGCCGUCACCCUUCUUGGCGUACUCAUCGUCGCCGCGCUCCUGGCCCCCGAACGAUCCUCGCCUCGAUUUCGGCACCUCCGGGCGGGGCUGUUCGCUUCCCUGGGCCUUUUAGGGGUCGUGCCGGCGCUGCACGCGCUCUGGCUCAACUGGGGACAACCGGAGUUCUACCUGGCGCUAUCUCUCGUGCUCGCCAUGGGGAUCCUGAAUGCAAUGGGCGCGGGGUUUUACGUCGCCAGAGUGCCGGAGAGGUGGUGCCCGGGGGCGUUCGACUGCGUUGGGCAUAGCCACCAGAUCUUCCACGUGUUGGUGCUCUUCGGUGCGCUUACACAGUAUGCGGCCACCGCCGUCUUCAUCGGCUGGCGCGAGGCCAUGGCUACCGCCGCCGGUGUGCCGUCGGCUUUGUUUUGA
Lolium rigidum is the source of this 1092-nucleotide messenger RNA. RefSeq names its product heptahelical transmembrane protein ADIPOR2-like. Lineage: Eukaryota; Viridiplantae; Streptophyta; Magnoliopsida; Poales; Poaceae. The transcript has 3 exons. The record is from RefSeq and is a predicted model, not a curated record. Gene Ontology annotation, cellular component: membrane. Gene Ontology annotation, molecular function: signaling receptor activity. Gene Ontology annotation, biological process: response to hormone. The coding region runs from base 1 to 1092 and encodes 363 amino acids.